UCCAGAAGUGCCCUCUCUAUGCACGUUCGGCCCACGCCGUCUCUGAUUUGCUGAGAGUAGAGAGGGGAGUGUGUCCGUGUGUGUCCCACGCUUUCCUAAACUAUCUUUCCUUUCUCACUCUGUGGACUGAAUCUGCCUGACGCCGAAGCUUCCACAGGAGUUUCGAGGACAUCUCCGGAUUUGACUGCAGGUGCCUGUAAGACUGCUGCAUCUUUCUGAUGGCUGCCUCGGUCUCUGACGCCACCAACGUGCCUGUGGGUUUCCACUACGAGACAAAGUAUGUCGUCCUCAACUACCUUGGCCUGCUCACCGCCUCGCGGACACACGCCCACGAUGACCUAUCCUUGGGAGAUGGAGAGAGCAGGAGGGAGAGGAACAGAGUGAUAAAGGGAGAGAUAGAGGAUGAGCUGAGGAAACUAGAAGAUGAGAUCUCAGCCUCCUUCGCCAGCACAGGCUUCGACUGCCACACGUCUCCUGUGUUCAGCCCCGUCAACCCAGAGAGCUCCAUAGAGGACUGUCUGUCUGUUCUGGGGGAGCGAGUGGUCCAGGACCUGGACAGGCACCUGGGCACCGCCACACGCACACUCCUCAGCCGCCCCCUGGACUACGAGCAUUUCCGAGACGCUGUGUUUGAGAUCUCCUGCCACUCUCAGGGAGGCUGGAACAAGGUGCUGGUCCCCCUGGUGCUGCUCCAGGCCCUGCAGGCGGAGGGCCAGAGCCUGGCCAGCCUGCUGCCUCUGGGGGUGCGCUUCCUGGAGGAGGCUGAGGUCUACUACAUCAUCCAGCAGGGGGGAUGGGGUACAGUGUUUAGCCUGGAGGACGAGGAGGAACAAGGUGUGAUCAUCGCUGAGGACAGCAACGACAUCUACAUCCUGUCUGGGGAGCAGCUUCCUGGCCAGCUGAGUCCGCCUGCAUCGCUGCUGGCCGCUGGAGACAGCAGUGAGCCGUGCUCCUGGCAGACGGAGAACUUGCCCGUGUCCCUAGCAGGCCACGAGUCCUGGGCAGAGGUGGGUAUGAUGGACCACCCUGAAGACAUGAAGAGCCUGGACAGCAUCGAAGGCGUGGCCUUGGCGGAGGAACGCAGCGAGAACAACUCCUCCAACUCUGACAUCGUCCAUGUGGAGCGCGAGGAGGCGGAGCUCCUGGAGGGGGGCGGGGUUGAGGAGAGCAUGAUGAGCGUGCUCGGGACCGACAGCGAGCUGGCCGAGCUGAGGGCCGAGUUCAGGGACGUGUCACCGCCACCGCCGCACGCUCCGGAAACCUCGGCAACCGGCCCGUCGUCCCUGGUGUCCCUCGAAGAGCCCGUCGUCAUAGAGACGCCUGUGAGUCUGACGGACGCCGUUCCAUCUGUCGCCGUCGUGCCGGCCCCGGCUGAGGAGGCCCAGACCGCUGCCCCGAUUCUGGAGGUCCAACCUGAGGCUGUCCCAGCCCCGGUGGAGGCUGCGCCCCCAUCCCCGGCCAAGGCCCCCCCAGCACCAGCAGAACCAGAACCAGACCUCUCAGCUCCUCCUGAGGCCACUGUUGCCCCAGACCUGCCCCAGCCUGAAGCCCCGCCCCCGGCAGAGACCGUACCCGAACCGGUGGCUGCCCCCCUCCUGGCCGCGCCCCCCGCCCAGGACCCCCCCGAGACCCCAACGCAGAAGCCCCCCGCGCAGACGGAACCGGAGCCAGACUCUGGAGAGCUCCCCGUGCUGCUGUACGGCGGCGCCGCCCUGGUGGCCAUCGCUGCUGUGGUCGCCUACACGGCCCUGACGUACCGGAGGAAGUAGCCUGGCCGCCCCUGGGUCCUAAACCAACACAUGUUCAUGCCUCACAACAGGCUGGAGGCCUGUACACACCUCUCAGACUAGGAGUGAUGAACUAGGAUCAGCCGUGCCUUUAGAAGAAGAGGCUGAAUGACGAGGCUACAAGCUGAUCCUAGACCAGCGUUCCUCCUCUAAGAUGCUCUGUCAGGACCCAGGGCUGCUGUGUGCCUAGUCAGGUGAAUGCUCACACCUUGGGGGAAACGCACCUCUCUCUGGUUCUCCGCUUCCUGUUCCUGUUGUUUUGCUCCAACUUGGCUCCAGCACUUUCUCUCCGACCUGAACGGACAUUGUAUCUAUUUUUUUCACUCUCAUUUGGCCUAUCUGUUGUUUGUGGGGUUUUUAGUUUGUGUGGGAGAGGGGGGUGGGAUGCUGCCAUGUGAAUGAGCACACUACUGAGGUGUCAUCUCCUCCUCACUCUUAAGCUGCAGCUCGGCUAGGAUGUCUCUCUGUUCUCACGCGCUCUGGGUCUGCAGCCCAGUGGGUCUGGGUGCAGUUUUAGUCUCUUACAAAAAAAUCAUGUUUCAGAGAAGGGAACCAACUCAUACGCAGUAUUCCUAUGUCUAAGAACCGUUAAUAUCAUGUAUGUUUUGCCCGUGAGGAGCAACUGUUAUUUUGUUUUUAGAAUUAGGAGUCCUUUGAAUACCACAUGUACUUAUCCCUGAUGUGCCUGGCAGUUAAAUCAAUUAUUUUGUUAGUAUUUCAAUGUAUUUGAGCCCCUGGUGGAUAAACAGAUGGUCGACACGGCACUUAACAUCACUAUAAACUGUGAAGCAGAUGUUUUAGUUCUCUUGUUUGUUUUGUGCAUCUUUAAAAUGACAUUAAACAUUUUGGCUAAAGUGCGGGAAUGAAAAUACUAUCUAUACUACAAAAUCGAUGCUUUCAAAGCCGUUUAGAGGCAGACCCAAAAGAGACAUGUUUCAUUUGAUCUUUAAAGUACCUCCUUGUUCAAUAAUCGUGAGGAUACUUGGAUGGUAUGUCACGGUAGGACUUGCCGGUUUCUUGCGUAUCACAGUGCUGUCUCCUGAGGGUAUAGCUGAGAGGUAGUGAAAGGGAUUGUUGAGAGAUGUGCACUCCGACGAUGAGAGCUAUGAUGGUCAGUCACAGCUAAAGGGAAAUGCACCCACUGUUUUGAAUUCAUCCUCAGUCAUGUUUUUGGUUUGGUGAUGAAGGUGAAUUUACUUGCGAGUUUCAUUCACCGAGAAAAAUUUAUGUUUAGAGUAUCUGGUGUAGAGCUGUGUAUGUGACUUGUCCUCAAGUGAAGACUAUGUAAACCACUCCUAACAAAUAGCCAGCAUACAUGCAGCACCAUGGUUAAGACUUUUCCUGGUACUGUGCUGUCAGGGAAUGGAAGGCUGGGAAUGACUGCUUCAAGACUUGCUCCUUCUUUCUCCCCUCCUCCAUCUCCUCUCUCUCCUUUCUCUCCUUCUCCAUCUCCUCUUUCUCUGGAAAGACACUCUCUUGUGUUUCCAGCUCCCCAGACGUUUCCCAUUUCACUAACCUCCAAGGGGCUACCCCUCACCUGACUGUCACACUACCCCAGUCAUGUUUGCUGUGGCCAGGCUAUGCAAGCACCUUCUAGCCCCCUGCUGAGCCAGACAACGUAAAUGUACCUCUUCUCAGCCUGUCGACCCACCUAACACUGCCUUGCUAUUCCUCUCAACCUGUACAAACACCAACACACAACCAGCCACAUCCAUCCACUCCACUGGUGGUCUUCAGUAGAUUCAAGACUAGACCUCACAUCCACUUAUGGACAACUACAACUUAAAAGAUUCAAAUAGUUUUCCAUUUGGAUAUUAUCAUACCUGAAGAGUUGAGUUCUUUCACAUUCAAUCUCGGUCCGUUUUGAUUCACUGUGUGACGAAGACAGGCUUGUCUAAAGAGUGAAGCGUCCAACAUCGGUCCUGUCAUUGACAAUCAACAAACAGCUGUCCAGAUCAUGCUCUCUAAGCUCAACUAUGUGAAUCCAAAAACAUCUAUAUACUAGUCCUCAGGUAUGCAGAGAAGACAAAUAUUCAUUUUCUACAGUAAUAUUUUACCUGUAAGGCACAGGAGUGAUAUCUUUUGAGUCCAGGUGGUGAAUUUAUUUGGCCUAAAGUAAUAACUUUCAGCUGAAAAGUGUUCUGUCACCUUUACUGAACUCAUAGUUGCUGCUAAGCAGGCCUGUAUAAAGUAUCUGCUAAUAUUUGGGGAAUGCUUGAUUUAUUUUUGCACAGUGUAGAGUAAACAAUAGAAGUCCUAGAAGUACCUACACAGAGAUUAAUCAAACAGACCUCAAAUACUUGAACAGAUAGGGCUCAGGUUACUGCUUAGACAAGAAACACGCAUGCUUAAGCCUUCUGGGUGAACUAAGCUCUAUGGGUCACAAAUGAAUAGAUGGGUUUCAGCCAUAAUGGUUAUAAACUGUUGCUUUUUCCAUUGACUAGUAAAAGGAAGCUUUCAUAUCUCAAGUGUUGUAAACUGACACGUAUUAAUCUGAAAUGUACAAAAUGGAAACAGUCUGGGUUUCUAAUUCUCUCUGUAUCAAUAUUGAAUUGAUGGAUUUGAACUGAAUGGCUCUCUGAAGCCCCAACAUGGCACUUUGCAAGGCAUUUCCUAAAUGUACAGUUUGAAACCAGAAUAAAUCAAUAAUUUAAA
Messenger RNA from Hypomesus transpacificus, 4442 nucleotides. RefSeq names its product BCL2 like 13 (gene bcl2l13). Lineage: Eukaryota; Metazoa; Chordata; Actinopteri; Osmeriformes; Osmeridae. The record is from RefSeq and is a predicted model, not a curated record. Gene Ontology annotation, cellular component: mitochondrion. Bases 219 to 1769 code for a protein of 516 amino acids. Gene Ontology annotation, biological process: regulation of apoptotic process; apoptotic process. The transcript is spliced from 8 exons.